Molecule: messenger RNA, 1997 nt
Organism: Carcharodon carcharias (great white shark)
Lineage: Eukaryota; Metazoa; Chordata; Chondrichthyes; Lamniformes; Lamnidae
Product: C-terminal-binding protein 1-like
Exons: 11
Coding region: 316-1662 (448 amino acids)
Molecular function (GO): oxidoreductase activity, acting on the CH-OH group of donors, NAD or NADP as acceptor; NAD binding; transcription corepressor activity
Source: RefSeq, a predicted model, not a curated record
UGUGACGCCUGCACGCUCUGGUGCGUGGUCGUCACGCGCUAGGCUUCUUGGAUGUGCGGAGCGGCAACAUUGUAGCGAGAGUGCGUGUGGAACGCGGUGUAUCUAAUGAUCAGCCUCGCUGUGGGAACCAACAGGAAGCAGCAUGGUUUAAGGAUCUAGCGCACUUUUGUGAAAGAGAAAGGAUUAAGGCUAACAGGAACUUUUGGAAAUAUUGAAACCUGUGAAUUUUGAUGUCUGAUACCUCCGGUUUUUGCUGUGGUUAAAAGUUAAUCCACCUUCAGUCAUCAACGUGCUAACCUCUGACCUGUAGUCCUCAUGUCUGUGCCCGUAAUGGACAAACACAAAGUAAAGCGGGCACGUCUUGAUCGCAUUUGCGAAGGCAUUCGUCCUCCCAUUUUAAAUGGCCCAAUGCACCCGCGCCCCUUAGUGGCGUUGUUGGAUGGCCGGGAUUGCACUGUGGAGAUGCCAGUCCUGAAAGACGUCGCAACGGUGGCAUUCUGUGAUGCGCAGUCUACUCAGGAGAUACAUGAGAAGGUACUGAAUGAAGCAGUGGGUGCCCUGAUGUACCACACCAUUACAUUAACGCGAGAGGACCUUGAGAAAUUCAAAGCACUUCGAAUUAUUGUCAGGAUUGGCAGCGGCUAUGACAACGUCGACAUCAAAUCUGCUGCAGAUUUGGGGAUUGCGGUGUGUAACAUUCCCUCAUCAUCGGUGGAAGAGACAGCAGACUCUACACUGUGUCACAUAUUAAACCUUUACAGACGAUCAACGUGGCUCCACCAGGCUUUGCGAGAGGGGACAAGGGUGUCAAGUGUUGAACAGAUUCGAGAGGUAGCUGCAGGAGCAGCUCGAAUCCGCGGAGAGACUCUGGGUAUCAUUGGCCUGGGCCGUGUUGGUCAGGCAGUGGCUUUGCGGGCAAAAACAUUUGGAUUUAAUGUCAUUUUCUAUGAUCCAUACCUGCCAGACGGAGUGGAAAAAUCACUUGGUCUCCAGAGAAUAAGCACCUUACAGGACCUGUUGGUUCACAGUGACUGUGUGACCCUGCACUGCAGCCUGAAUGAGCACAAUCACCACCUCAUCAAUGACUUCACCAUCAAACAGAUGCGUCAGGGGGCGUUCUUGGUGAAUACAGCACGAGGGGGGCUGGUGGAUGAGAAAGCACUGAGCCAGGCGCUGAAGGACGGACGGAUACGAGGAGCAGCUUUAGAUGUUCACGAAUCAGAACCUUUCAGCUUUAGUCAAGGACCUCUGAAGGAUGCACCAAAUCUUAUCUGCACCCCGCACACAGCAUGGUACAGUGAGCAGGCUUCUAUUGAAGUGCGGGAGGAGGCGGCUCGAGAGAUUCGUAGAGCUAUCACAGGCCGCAUUCCGGAUACCUUAAAAAACUGUGUGAAUAAAGAGUAUUUAGCAGCAGCUGCUCAAUGGACUGGCAUCGAUCCUGUUGCUGUACAUCCUGAACUGAACGGAGCUGCUUACAGAUUUCCAAGUGGAGUGGUCGGGGUAACGGCAGCAGGCAUCCCAGCUGCUGCAGUCGAAGGAAUUGUAGCAGGUGCCAUCCCCAUGCAACAUGGGAUGCCUUCAGUAGCCCACCCUUCGCACACGCCAUCCCCAAGCCAGACAGCCAAAUCGGAACCUGACAGAGAUAUCCCAGCUGACCAAUAGCAAAUCUCAAGAAAAGAAAAGAAAUGGCAUUCCUCACCUUUUGACCUUUAACCUUCCGCUAGGAAGUAGCCCUGAAGUUCACAGCAAAAAAAAAAACUGGGACUGCAAAGUGUAGUUUAUGCAGUUAAACAGAAGCAAAGUGUGGAGUCUUACUGCAUUUCCAAUUGACGUCUGUAAUUCUGUGACCUUGUAUGAAAAGGAAAAAAAAAACCUUGUAGUACCUCAAGUCAGCCAUGAAUGUACUCCGUCUGUGUACAGUUUUGUAGAAGCCACAGAUUUGUUUAGCUGUGAAUAUACUUUUUAAAAGAAAAAGUGAAAAUAUACAAGACUUCCUA